AAAGAUGUUUCUUCAACCAAAUUCCCGCGACGAUUGCAAGAGCCAGAAAAGUUUUCCACGAAAAAACCAAACGACUACAGAACAAAAAUAAUGGGAACUUUUUAAUUUCAAGUUAACCACCGUGCCGGUGCGGUUGCGUCUGUCACCGCCUGUAUCCAACCCUACCAGAAGCCGAAGCCACAGCCACACUGCUUUUUCUCACCGAAUCUGUCUCCGCUAUUCCCUUGGAUCGAACAUGCAAGGCAAUGGUCUCAAUGGCUUUUGAUUCCCAUCUUCUCCAGCAGCCGUCUGGAACCUGACGUGGUCCCAUGUAAUUCCAGCCCCUCUACAUUGUGCUUGCUGAAGCCCAUUUAUUGAACCCUACCAGCCAAACCCUGUUUCGCCAUUCCUUUCAAGUUAGAAUCAGAUUUCUCUGCAGGCUGGCGUGUGUGAUACUUCAUUUGGGUGCCUUCUGUUUCUCGUCAUCGUAAUUGUUUGUUUCGUUAUGUGGCUGUGUGCUUCUAGGAUCUUGAAGGAUUUUAGCUGGGUGUUGGAUUCAAGUCAUAGUUGACCAUUUUCUUGACGGAAGCAAAUUCACUAAAUCCUCUGAGCUAACCUGUCCUGUAAUUGCUUCGGAGCCUCUUUCUUAGUGAUAGGUUCCGAGGCAAAAAUUAUUCGAUCAGGCGCCAAAAUGGAUGUCAAAUAGUUCGAAAGAUAUGGUUGGCGGUGACAUGUUGUCUUUGGCAGCUAUAGGUUCUUCUGAAGUUUCAGAAGCGUCCCCUGAUUCGCUAAAGAACACGCCCUCUAACAUUGCAAAAUUGGAGGAUGUCAUCGAGCACUGCGAAGGUAGGCAGAAGUAUCUUGCACAGACAAGGAGUCCUUCCGACGGCGGCGAUGUUCGCUGGUAUUUCUGUGAAGUACCUUUGCUUGGGAAUGAGCUAGCAGCAUCAGUUCCUAAGACUGAAAUAGUUGGGAAGGGUGACUAUUUUCGAUUUGGCAUGAGGGAUUCUCUUGCAAUAGAGGCAUCUUUCUUGCAGGUGUAUUUUUCGACCUCUUGGGUAGUCAGUUGAUGCUUAUGUUCACCCAUAUUUCAUGAAUUGCUUGUAGUGAACUAUCUUGUAUUUACCUUCGACAAUAUUUUUAACUCAUGAAAUUGUCUUCCCACUCACCUGCAUGUGUGCUGAAUUCAUUAUUGGAUGCUAAUUGUAGUUUUAAUCAAGUGAAGGAUACAAAAUUUGAUGAUACCAUUUUAUAAGGAGU
This is a messenger RNA of Cucurbita moschata (crookneck pumpkin), 1239 nucleotides long. RefSeq names its product phospholipase SGR2-like. NCBI's taxonomy places the organism in Eukaryota, Viridiplantae, Streptophyta, Magnoliopsida, Cucurbitales, Cucurbitaceae. The record is from RefSeq and is a predicted model, not a curated record. The coding region runs from base 675 to 1049 and encodes 124 amino acids. The transcript is spliced from 2 exons.